AUGGCCGGCGACGAGGCGGACGCGCACGACGGCGCGUCGGGGCGGCUGGAGAGCAUCCUGACGGCGGAGGCGGAGGCGUCGUCCCCGUGGGCGCGCCGCGCGUGGGCCGCGGCGUCCAUCGAGCUGCGGCUGCUGACGCGGCUGGCGGCGCCGGCGGUGGUGAUGUACAUGAUCAACUACCUCAUGUCCAUGUCGACGCAGAUCUUCUCGGGCCACCUGGGCAACCUGGAGCUCGCCGCGGCCUCGCUCGGCAACACCGGCAUCCAGAUCUUCGCCUACGGCCUCAUGCUGGGCAUGGGCAGCGCGGUGGAGACGCUCUGCGGUCAGGCCUACGGCGCCCAGAAGUACGACAUGCUGGGCAUCUACCUGCAGCGCUCGGCCGUGCUCCUGUGCGCCACGGGCGUCCCGCUGGCCGUGCUCUACGCCUUCUCGGAGCCGAUCCUGGUGUUCCUGGGGCAGUCGCCGGAGAUCGCCCGCGCCGCGUCCAUCUUCGUGUACGGCCUGAUCCCGCAGAUCUUCGCGUACGCCAUCAACUUCCCGAUCCAGAAGUUCAUGCAGGCGCAGAGCAUCGUGCUCCCGAGCGCCUACAUCUCCACCGCCACGCUGGCGCUGCACCUGCUGCUCAGCUGGGUCGUCGUCUACAAGGCCGGCCUCGGCCUGCUGGGGGCCUCCCUGGUGCUCAGCCUCAGCUGGUGGCUCAUCGUCGCCGCGCAGUUCGCGUACAUCGUCAUGAGCCCCAGGUGCCGACACACCUGGACCGGAUUCACCUGCCAGGCCUUCUCGGGCUUGUGGGACUUCCUCAAGCUCUCCGCCGCGUCGGCCGUUAUGCUCUGCCUUGAGACCUGGUACUUUCAGGUCCUGGUGCUCAUCGCCGGCUUGCUCCCCAACCCUGAACUUGCAUUGGAUGCGCUGUCUGUAUGCAUGACUAUUUCUGGGUGGGUGUUCAUGAUCUCAGUAGGGUUCAAUGCUGCUGCCAGUGUACGAGUGAGCAACGAGCUUGGUGCCGGCAACCCAAAGUCCGCGUCCUUCUCUGUGGUGGUAGUGACACUGCUCUCCUUCGUCCUGUCGGUCCUAAUCUCCAUCGUCAUCCUGCUGUGCCGGGACUACAUCAGCUACAUCUUCACCGAGGGCGAGGACGUGUCGCGGGCGGUCUCCCAGCUCACUCCACUGCUGGCGGUCACCCUCAUCCUCAACGGCAUCCAGCCCGUCCUCUCUGGGGUCGCUGUGGGGUGUGGAUGGCAAGCGUUCGUCGCAUACGUCAAUGUCGGUUGCUACUACAUCGUCGGCAUCCCCCUUGGGUGCCUCCUAGGAUUCUAUUUUGACCUCGGAGCAGCGGGUAUUUGGAGUGGUAUGAUUGGGGGCACCUUCAUGCAGACCGUGAUCCUGGUGUGGGUUACAUACAGGACCAACUGGACCAAAGAGGUUGAAGAAGCACAGAAAAGAUUAAACAAAUGGAAUGAUGGCAAGGCUCCUCUAUUGUCAGCCCAAGAAUGA
This is a messenger RNA of Miscanthus lutarioriparius, 1494 nucleotides long. The record is from the annotation of a GenBank genome assembly. Lineage: Eukaryota; Viridiplantae; Streptophyta; Magnoliopsida; Poales; Poaceae.